AUGAAACUCACGGAACAGUACGGAACAUUUGACCAGCUCAUUGUUUGGACAGAUACCGCACCAAGUCAAUUUAAAGAGUGUUUCUUUUUCUUUUACCUCGAUCAUCUUGUACAAAAUAAAUAUUUUCCAAGAAUCGACCUAAAAUUUUUGCUAGAAGGACAUAGCUACAGCACUUGUGAUCAUCGUUUUGCCUGCAUACAACAGUUUUAUGGUACUCAGGAAACAGUCGAAGUGCCACAAGAAUGGGCUACACUUUUGAAAAACAGUGACUUAAAAAACAUUAAGGUACAUUGGGUCACUUCAGAAUUAAUAAUGGAUUAUAAAAGUUUCUUAAAAAUGCAGUACGUGAGCAGAAAUGUUGAGACAGAGAGCAACACAUUCGAAGUGAAAAAGAUCGGGUGGAUCAACUAUGGAUAUGGAGAAGUAGCUGAUGAGAAGGGUAACGAAACUUGUGAGACAUGA
This is a messenger RNA of Porites evermanni, 462 nucleotides long. The record is from the annotation of a GenBank genome assembly. NCBI's taxonomy places the organism in Eukaryota, Metazoa, Cnidaria, Anthozoa, Scleractinia, Poritidae.